AUGUUCAUUAUCCGGACCCAGGAACUUGAAGCUGAAACCACCGAACUCAAGAAGGAUCUCGGCCUGAGCGAGUUUGCCGUUCCCAUUAUCAAGCUCAAAGAGCGAGGCAAAACAGAAGGGGCUUUGAAGUGUCUCGACGAAUUUCUUGUUGCUAAGGCAGGUGCUAAUAUGAUCGACCUGUACAGUGAUAUAUGGGAUGACUGCGGGUCCUACUUUGGCGAGCAGCACGAAGACGCCAAGGUCAAAGGGAAGAUGGAUUGGAUACCUCUACCAAUCGAAGCGCCCAAGACUAGGGAGGAGGCCAUUAGGCUCCGCCGAAUUUGGGCAGAGGAGAACGCUAAAGACCCGACUGAGCCUAUGAAGCUCUAUGAUAUCAUUCGGAGCAACAAGGAUGCUACUGAACUAGACAAGACCGGAUUCUAUCUCUCGAUUCCAGUCGACUCGCUUGCGUUUGAAACCUUCACGAAGCUCUUUGGGAACUCCAAACCCGGGAAGCGGAUCAUAUGGGAAGAUUUAGAGUACUCGCUGGAAUGA
Messenger RNA from Colletotrichum tamarilloi, 534 nucleotides. RefSeq lists its product as uncharacterized. Bases 1 to 534 code for a protein of 177 amino acids. The record is from RefSeq and is a predicted model, not a curated record. The transcript has a single exon. Lineage: Eukaryota; Fungi; Ascomycota; Sordariomycetes; Glomerellales; Glomerellaceae.